Emiliania huxleyi CCMP1516 is the source of this 561-nucleotide messenger RNA. RefSeq lists its product as hypothetical. Lineage: Eukaryota; Haptophyta; Isochrysidales; Noelaerhabdaceae. The transcript has 5 exons. The record is from RefSeq and is a predicted model, not a curated record. The coding region runs from base 1 to 561 and encodes 186 amino acids.
AUGCAGGCUCGCGCUGCGCUGCAGUAUAAGGGCCUCCAGGGCUCGCACCUCAACCUCUCACAGACCAGCGCAAAGCGCCAGCGGACGGAGGGCCCAACUUCAGAAUCGUGCUUUUUUGGGUUAGGGACGAGCGCGAAGGACCGAUUGCGCUACGCCACCGUCUACCUCGUGCGCAAUGCGCUCGCCGGCAUCGAGCGAGCAACGUGUUCGACCGAGCGGCUUGCUGUGCGGACGCCUUCUUGUGGCUCUCGUCGAGAGCGUUUUGCGGCCCGGCGGGUGGGAGAGCAUGUGUCGUCUGAUGUGUCACUGAAGACCGCCGUACGGCAAGAAGAGCUCGAUGGGGAGCGAGAACCGUCAGAGGUGCUCACGGAGGUUUCGGAAGAACGGGUGUAUCGCUUCGACGGAUCGACCGUGCUUAUUAUCAAGACCGAUGUGACGUACAUAGUGACACAUCAGACGACACAUAUUCUCCCACCCGCCGGGUCGCAAAACGCUCUCGACGAGAGCCACAAGAAGCCGUCCGCACAGGAAGCCGCUCGUCGGACAGGCGUGCUCGCUUGA